UAAGCUAUAGACUUUACACAUACUUAUAUAUUUGUUAUCAUAACUCUAUAUUUGCUCUGUAAAAACUUCUGGGUCAAUAAAGAUAUAUCACUCAUAUCAGUAAAGUAUUUGCGAUUCGUCCGAAGCCGAAUGUUUAAAACUGAUUAAACAAAGAUAUUGGGCAUAACUUUGUCGGGACAGAAGUUAAAGAUAUAGAUCGUUUCAGUUUAGUAACUGGAUAUUCACAGCGUUAUAAAAUUUAAAAGUGUUAAAAUUUAUAUAUUAUAGUUAACAACAAAUCAAUUAUUAAAUUCACAAUGGCGAAUGGUGAUAACAUAAACAUAAAUUUUCUUUCUAAUGAAACAAUUGAUAAAGUCUGUAAUAUAUGUAAACGGAAGGAUAAAAUCAGUGAAGCUGAAAAAUUCUGCAUUGACUGUCAAGAAAAUCAUUGUCUGAAAUGUGUCAAAGUUCACGAGGAUGUACCUUUGCUAGGCAACCAUGAAAUCCUGGACAAAGAUCAAUUUCAAUCUUGCUCAAGUGCAUACAUCCCAAUGUCUCCGACAGACCAGUGUGAGCGACACACGCAUAAACACGUAGAUAUGUAUUGUGAAAAUCACGAUGUUGUCGGAUGUUCAACAUGUAUGGCCGUAGAUCAUCGGUCAUGUCAAGGACGAUUCUACAUAUCAGAGUACAUUACAAAUGAUGUAACAAUCGACCCUAUCGAAGAAGAGCUCAAAUCGUGUGAAAAAACAUUGGACGAAAAUCAAACCUUUUUCCAACGCAAUAAAGAGCGACUUCUGAAAGAGAAAAGUAGUCUGCUGGAGGAUAUUAAAGGAUUACGAGAGAAAAUCAAUACCAGACUGGAUAAAUUAGAGAAAAAAAUACUGCGUGAAGUUAAUAAUGUAUUUACUGGUUUGAUAGAAGAGGCAGAGAAACUGUUUAACCUGCUUCAACCCUGUAAGGAAAGUGUAAAAGCUGGUCUUCACAAACUUCAAUCCCCGAGUCCGAGUGUGCAACAGACGUUUGUGAAUUAUAAAAGAGGGAUACAAAUUGCCAAUUAUGUCGAUCAACAACUAGGAAACAUUAGUACACAAAAGCAAAAUAUAACUGUUGACUUUAUCCCUGAUAAAAGAAUGCAAGUUCUGUUGGAAGAAAUAAAAUGUUUUGGUCAAGUAAAGCAACACUACAGCAAAAAUUCUUUAUUGGAGAUUAAAGGAAAAGUAGAAAAAUCAAUUACAGACAGGUCCAAGUGUAAUAUUGUUAGUGCAUGUGUUGCGGGAGACGGAUCAAUCAUAUUAUCUGAUCGUUCUAAUAGGAAUUUGAAACGUUUGGAUGAUUCUACUUUUGCUGUUUCAGAAGUAUAUCAACUAAGUGGAUGCCCAUGGCAAGUGUGUACAAUCAGGCAAAGGAAAGUAGCUGUUUGUUUGACAGAUAUCAAAACAGUCGAGUUCGUUUCGAUAGGAAAUAAAAUGUCAACAUCAAAUGACAUAAAAACAGAUUUUAUGUGUUUUGCUUUAGCCUAUAGCUGUGGUUAUCUGUAUAUUUCUGAUAGCAACACAUCAGUGUAUGUUUAUAACUUAUCAGGAAUAAAGCUUAAACAGUUUAGUAUGGACUCUUCUGGAAACAAUCUUUUCUCAGAUAUUCGUAUCUUAGCAGUGAAUAGAUCAAGAAUUUAUGUGACUGAUUCUUGGAAAGGACUUGUCAUUCUUGAUACAAAUGGAUCAAGUACAGGCAAAGUUGACGGGCCAAAGUUAAAAAGCGCAUACGGUGGCAGUUUAACAGCCGAUGGCUCUCUUCUUGUUUAUGACAAUGGUUCCGGAAUCCUUCAGUAUGGCGAAAACGGCAAGUUUGUUGGUAAAAUACCUAAACCAUCACAUACUUAUAAAAAUACAGUGUGGGGUCAGAUAACCAUUUGCUGCAAUAAGCAGAUGACUAAAUUAAUUUUAGCAGGAACAAGCGAUAAAAUUGAAGUGUAUAGAAUAAGCUACGGAAAAGAAAAGUAGAAAAUAGGUGACUAACGCACAUUUGAUAUCUGUCGACUAUCAUAAUAUAUAUAUGAUAUUACACAAGAAAUUAAGAAAUUUUUGGGCUAAAAUUUGGGAUUUUAUAACUAAACAAUGGCCCUCAAAGACCAUGAUUUGGGUUUACCUUUGCAUAAUUGUAACACUCAAAUAAUGCUCAAGCAAAGGUGUCAACCAGUGUUCCAUUGUUAUCAGUGAAUAAAUGGAAUCACUGGUCAACUGCCUCCCCUGCAGAUAUGGUCAUAGUCAAACCAUGUUUGAAACAUGUUUUGUCAAUGGCUGAACGUGUCCAAAGGACUUCAGCCAUUUGGAAAAAAAACGAAACAUUAAAUUAAAGAUAUCUCGAGAUGGCAAAUAGACCUUAUAUGGUUAUGAUUUAAGUUUUAGGACCAUACUAUGAUAGUGAUUUUGAUGUAAACUGUAAUAAUGGUCAUAUCAACUACCGUUUUGAUUAUGAAAUAGCAAUGUUAUGGACACAGUCAAAUUAUAGUUUGAACGAAACCAUUUCAAUAUCACCAAUUUUGAGUUGGCAAAUCAUGGCCAUAUCAUUUUUGACCAAAACAUGGUCGACUUUUGUUAUGUCCGUAAUCAUUUCCGCAGGGUCUAACUCCCUUUUAUGAAUAAGGUGAGCUGAAAAACUACACUUAACAUAAUAAGAAUGAAAACAUUUUCAAAAUUACAAGUUUAUAACAAAAGAUAACAAGGCGUAGCAUUAUAUGCCCGAAAAUCGUUUUUUUUUUAAUAAGGAUGAAGCAUUUGUAAGACAUGCGAAUUAAAUAGAAUAUUAACUCCUUCAAAAAGCAAUCCUCCUUUAUUGCUGAAGAACCUUUAAUGUAUAUAUACAGUUGCUGUUUCAAAAGCACCACCAUCAAGUUGUUAUCUUGUAAGUAAAAAUGCUACGACGGUUGGACGGAAAGAUGCCUGUGGUAUAUAACAUAAUAUAAGCAAAUAUUUGAGGGCAUAUAAUUAAUGUACUCAAUAUAAGUAAUCAUUCUAUUAAGUUUGACAGUUGUAAAAUUGUUAACAAUAUUAAGGUCAUUUGAUAUUGGCCUUUGACCUUGUGACCCCAAAAUCAAUAGGGGUCUUCUACCCAUUAUUGACAAUCAUCCUAUGAAGUUUGAACACUGUGGGCCAAAUGGAACUUAAGUUAUGUUCCAGACACGAUUUUCGGUGUAAGUCAUUGUGACCCUGACCUUUGACCCUAAAAUCAAUAUGGGUCAUGUAUUGGACUUGGCUGUUCAUCAUUUUACUGCUGUAGGUUGAUUAAUACUUAAGUUAUU
Ruditapes philippinarum (Manila clam) is the source of this 3280-nucleotide messenger RNA. RefSeq lists its product as uncharacterized. The coding region runs from base 297 to 1982 and encodes 561 amino acids. The record is from RefSeq and is a predicted model, not a curated record. Gene Ontology annotation, biological process: positive regulation of DNA-templated transcription. Lineage: Eukaryota; Metazoa; Mollusca; Bivalvia; Venerida; Veneridae. The transcript has 2 exons. Gene Ontology annotation, molecular function: zinc ion binding; ubiquitin-protein transferase activity. Gene Ontology annotation, cellular component: chromatin; nucleoplasm.